AUGGGCGGUGAUAGACUAGAGAACAAGACCUCUGUCUCCAUAGCGUCCUGGAGCAGUGUGAAUGCCAGGAUGGAUAACCGUUUUGCUACAGCAUUUGUAAUUGCCUGUGUGCUUAGCCUCAUUUCCACCAUCUACAUGGCAGCCUCAAUUGGCACAGACUUCUGGUAUGAAUAUCGAAGUCCGGUUCUAGAAAAUUCCAGUGAUUUGAACAAAAGCCUCUGGAGCGACUUUGCUAGUGACGAAGCAGAUGAAAAGACUUACAGUGAUGCACUUUUUCGAUAUAAUGGCACAAUGGGAUUAUGGAGACGGUGUAUCAGUAUACCCCAAAACGUAUAUUGGAAUAACCAAGAAAGGACAGAGUCAUUUGAUGUGGUCACAAGAUGCACAAGUUUAACGCUAACUGAGCAGUUCAUGGCAAAAUAUGUUGAUCCUGGAAACCACAAUUCUGGGAUUGAUCUACUUCGAACCUAUCUUUGGCGCUGCCAGUUCCUUUUACCUUUUGUGAGUCUAGGUUUGAUGUGCUUUGGGGCUUUGAUUGGACUUUGUGCUUGUAUCUGCCGAAGCUUGUACCCCGCCAUCGCCACAGGCAUUCUCCAUCUCCUUGCAGGUCUGUGCACACUGGGCUCAGUGAGUUGCUAUGUUGCUGGAAUUGAGCUACUCCAUCAGAAACUGAAGCUGCCUGAGAAUGUGUCCGGUGAAUUUGGAUGGUCCUUCUGCCUGGCCUGCGUCUCAGCUCCCUUACAGUUCAUGGCUUCUGCUCUCUUCAUCUGGGCAGCUCAUACCAACCAGAAAGAGUACACCUUAAUGAAGGCAUACCGUGUGGCAUGA
Pipistrellus nathusii (Nathusius's pipistrelle) is the source of this 828-nucleotide messenger RNA. NCBI's taxonomy places the organism in Eukaryota, Metazoa, Chordata, Mammalia, Chiroptera, Vespertilionidae. The record is from the annotation of a GenBank genome assembly.